Fulvia fulva is the source of this 1020-nucleotide messenger RNA. RefSeq lists its product as uncharacterized. The transcript has 2 exons. The record is from RefSeq and is a predicted model, not a curated record. The coding region runs from base 1 to 1020 and encodes 339 amino acids. Lineage: Eukaryota; Fungi; Ascomycota; Dothideomycetes; Mycosphaerellales; Mycosphaerellaceae.
AUGGCGCGCAGAAAGAGCAAGAAGAGCAAGGACGCCAAGUACCAAAUGCUGGUCAAGCCAAACACAAAACCGCGCACACCAACCAGUCCACUCGGCGAUCUUCACGACUCUCCUGGAGAACUACGAAACCGCAUCUACCGCUACAUCGACAGCAGCCCAAUGCUGAAGAUCGCAUUGCCCGGCAUCGACUACAGCAAUCCCUCGACCUCCAGAAUCCGCUACCUCUUCUUCACCGACCCCGAGACGCGCAGAUACUACAAAAAUGCGCGUAACCUCCUCCGCCUCAGCAACGCCCUCCGCGAAGAGUAUGGCUCCUUCAUCCUGCGAGCAGACCAGACCUUCUACCAGAAGGUCAAGCUCGACCGCUACGUGAUCACCAUGCCCCCGCCGUUCCCGAUCUCGGCUCACAUCAAUCGACUGUACAUUCGCGCCACCAUGGAUACAUUUGGGUACAGCGAGGCCGUGCUGGAGCAGCUAAAUCGCGUGCUGGACGCCGCACCCAGUGUCUCGCGCUUGUCGAUGCACAUUUGCAUCACUUCGUUGCAAUGGCCCGACCAGAAUAUGUACGAAAAGAUGUACAUCUUUCGCGCUGCGACUGUCGAUCGUAUGCCAAAUCUGCUGGAGUAUGCAAUCAUGUUGGAAGGGAAUCAGCUUAACGGGGUGUGGUACAAGCGAGACUCCACCGCCGACCCAUGGCCGAAGCAGCCACUCUUCAAGAACUGGGACCUCACAUCCAUGAUAAUGCCACCACACACCCCGAGAACUACAGACGGGUCGUACUACGAGCGCAAACGAUUUCGGGGCGGGCUUCAAGAAGAUUUGGCGGCGACAUGGGCCGUGGCAGAGUACCACCCUCGCACAAUGUCGGUAAACAAACGCCGCGAAUACGACAAAAUCCUUGAGGAACUGCAGAGUUUGUUGAUCUCCAGUGGACAAGAGUUUACGGUGGGCGGGGCUGGAGUCUGGAAAGCGAAAGAGCUCCAUGAGUUUAGGAAGGCUCAUUAUGAUUGGGUUUCUUGA